Tarenaya hassleriana is the source of this 588-nucleotide messenger RNA. RefSeq lists its product as uncharacterized. NCBI's taxonomy places the organism in Eukaryota, Viridiplantae, Streptophyta, Magnoliopsida, Brassicales, Cleomaceae. Gene Ontology annotation, biological process: negative regulation of cell population proliferation. The transcript has a single exon. Bases 211 to 342 code for a protein of 43 amino acids. The record is from RefSeq and is a predicted model, not a curated record.
AAAUGAAUGAUGAGAGAAGCAUGGGAUCCAGUUCCCUUGCUGCCAAUAUCUUUUUCUAGGUAUUAUAUACAUAUAUAAGAUGUAUAUGUAUAUAUGUAUGUAUGUAUUUGUAUAUAUACAAGUGAGUCCUAGUCUCAUUGCAUCUCUAUUGCCAAGUAAUCUCUCUCUCUCUCUCUCUCUCUCUCUCUCGUGAGUGUGUGUGUGUGAGACAUGGGAUCCAUGAAGGAGAGCAAGAAGAAGAGACCAUGCAGCAGAAAGCUCGGAGGAUAUCUAAAAGAGCAGAAGGGAAGGCUUUACAUCAUCAGAAGAUGUGUAGUCAUGCUCAUUUGCUGGCACGACUGACGUAUUUCUAUACGUUUUCAUAUACGUACACACACAUAUACACAUAUAUAUAUAUAUGAUGUAGUAUUGGUGAUCUUUGAUCAUGUAACGUGGAUCAAAACGACGACGGAUUUGGAGAAAUUAAUGAAUCGAAUACCGUUGAAUGGUACGUCAUCAACAUUGCACAAAGUUCUUCAACCGUCAGCCGAGUUCACGAUUUAAAGAUAUGAACGUCUUAGAUGGUAUAUAUAUAUAUAUAUAUAUAUA